Messenger RNA from Porites lobata, 18680 nucleotides. Lineage: Eukaryota; Metazoa; Cnidaria; Anthozoa; Scleractinia; Poritidae. The record is from the annotation of a GenBank genome assembly.
AUGACCUCCCUUCAUGCUUAUGCAGCUUUGAAAUUUGUCGCAUUUAUGGCGGCGUUGAUUUCUGUGGAAGGGACAUUGGAAAGCGAAAAUUCAAGCGGUCUGUCUACUGGGAGCAGUUAUUGGUAAGGGAAAACAACCCUUUACGGGAAAGUCUCCGCAAGUUUUGUUAUCUUUUCUCAUCGUCUCUAACUUUUUAUUAGUUCGCUUGUUCUUGUGAGUACGUUGGACGGACGUGUCAGCGCGUUGGAUACACGGGAAAAUGGAAAACUUUUGUGGUCUUUGCCUGCCUUUCACGGUCCACUGCUGUCCUCAAGUCUCAGUUCAAUUCAGGUGUGUUUUAUUUAUGUUAUUUAUUUAAUACUUUAAGACCGUGAAUUAGUUGUUAAAGGAGCCAAUUGUUUAUAGAAUACAAUCAUCUGAACUUGUUUGUGGGCAUUAAUGUUUCCCAAGGGGGGAUAUAGCUUUGCGCCCGGAUGACGUGGGAAUCCCCAUAAAGUUGGACUGGUAAAACUUUCUGUCAUUAACAAUCGGUAAUGGUCAAACCUAUUUUGCUGUUAGCAUAUUUUUUGUCGUGAUCUCUACAAGAUCUAUAAGCAAACAUGCUAACAUAAGAUCAUAUUUUAAUGCUAUUUUGUGCCUUGUAAAUAGUAAAUUAUUAUUAUUAUUAUUAUCUUUUGCCCAAUUUGUUUGUUCAGAUGGCCAAACACGUUGGUCUGAUCCCAUCAUUAGAUGGUGGACUUUACCAGGUCAAUGGGGAUAAAGUAGAGGUAACGUUAAAUUAUGCUUUGUUUCUUAUUUUAUUUAUAGUUUAGCUUUAUUCUAUUUCCCCUCUUAUAUUUUAAUGCGUUUUACACACUAUUUUGCAGCCUAUUCCUUUUACUGCCGACACCCUUCUGGGCUCAUUCUACAAACUUCCAGAUGGUUCCAUCCUUGUUGGUGGCAAGGAAGCAACUACUUGUGGAAUUGAUCCUUCUUCUGGAAAGGUAAGACUCUUAAGUGCAUUUUAGUACAUUUGUUAUUUACUCAUGGACUGUCAAUUAUGCUUUAGCACAUCAUACUGUAUACAUGUACAUGUACAUGUAUGUGCCUAUUCCCGGACACUUUUUGCAUUUAUUUCAAUAACUUACCUCAGAAAGUUGGGAGCGAGCUGAUACUUUGCUAUUAUAUAGUUCCUUCGAUUUGCUAACAUGUCCUAAAGACUGGAUGGUUGAUUGCCAAAGGUUUCUCAGUAAUUUUUGAAAAAAAUAGUAGAAGUUUAGUGGCCUUUUCGCAGACAGGUAGUUCCUAUUCUCGGACAACUGUUCAUAGAUGAUUAAUCCUGUUCAUCAUGUUAGUAUACGUCUCACUGAAGAAAAACGAAGUAACAUUAAAAGUAAACAAUCCCUUUUUCUGACUUGAAAAGCAUUUUAAAGUCAGUUUUGGUGAGUCCAUCCUCAAGUAUUCGUUGUAGAUUUAGCAUGCUUAUUUUAAAAACAAACAAGCACUGUUAAAAUAUUUUGCCAUUUUGGAAAUGGCGUAUGUAAGUUAAUCCUGACAGCUCGCUGUCAAAUCAGGUAAGUUUCAGCUAGGAGAAGCUAGGAAAAAUAAUUUUUUCGCUCUUCUUUUAUAAAACUGUUGCUGAACUUGAAAAUGUGUUUGGCUUUCGUGCGGUCUGAGAAUAGGCUUACCUCACAAAACUAUACCAAGUUUUUCCCGUGUUCUUGCUCGAAAAUGUGACACAGUUAACUCAUAAUUCUUAAACCUUGUUCCUUUUUGUCUGACUUUCUCCAAAAGUUAGUUAUUUCUGUUGAGUAUUUGGUGAGAACAGAGUGCAAACUGAAACAAUGUAAUUCAAUGUGCGGUGAAAUGCAAACUUUGACAGAAACACAUUUCCGGCCUAAACCCAACGAGACUGGUCCUAAAAAGGGCUAGAGAAAGUAGAUGAACCAAUAACUCAAUGGAGUCUAUCUUAGUUUCUGGUUUUAGUUAAAGUCUAGGAGAAUUACGAAACAUUAAUGCGUACUGUCUGAGAAUAGGUGCAUCCGAGAUCUUUGUGGCCUUCUGUCACCUAUAAACCAUAACAAAAAAGCAUGAUAUUACCACAUCAACCAGUCAGAGCUCUGGGCAGAUCUAUAUGAAUGUCAUCAGUAUGCCAAAACACAACAUUCCAACGGUAAGGAGUGAUGGGAGGCAACUGUAUUCACAAACUAACCUACAACACAUUGUUUUAGAAGUAUUUAAACAACAUGUCUUUUGACUUUUGACUUGUGGCAAUAUGAUGCUUUGACAUACUGUACGUUUUGUUCUCCUACAUUGUCUUAACAUUUCAAAUAUCGAGGCCAUGCUUCUCAUAUGUGUUUCUGCUUUUUAGGUGCGUUACGUGUGUUCUGCAGAUGGCUGUAAAUUGACAGAGGAUGAUGAACACAAUGUUCAAGACAGUGAAGUUCUUGUACUUAAACGGACACAACAGACUAUUAGAGCAGUUGAUCAGAGAUCUGGAGCUGAAAGGUACGGUAAUAUUAUUAUUUUCCUCUGUACAUUAGAAUAUUAAUAUAUUUUUGGUUUAUAGGUGAAGGUGCCCAUGGAUUAGCAGACAUUUCUGGCCACACUGGGCUUUACAGAAACUGUAUCUUGCAUUUUAACUUCUCCAAAUUUCUUUUAACUUUAUAGUCAAACCUCCAUAAAGCAGCCAGUAACCAAAGUCCUGAACUAAUUGUAGAAAAGAAUGGGGAAUUAAACCUCUGUUAAGCGGCCACCACCAUUGAGUGGCGGUGGUCACCUUUUGCUCCUUCCAGUAACAGUUCUUUCAUUGGUUUCAACUCUAAUAAUAAUAAUAAUAAUUAAAAAUUUAUAACGCGCCUUUUCCAUGCAAAUAUGAUCAAAAGGUAUUAACCGGCCAUCAAGUGCUUAAUACACUAAAGUUUGGCUUUACUCUAAGAACAUAAUGAAGGCAAAUAUGGUCCGAGAUAGAGGGUAACGAUCAAUUGUGGGCCAGUAAUGCUGGUCCUAUCUCAUGUUUGUUUCAAAAUAAAAUAGUGUCCCUGCUAGCUACUUUGCUAAUUUAUGACAAACCUCUAUUGAGCGGCCAUCCUUCAUUACAGUAGCCCCUUGCCAGUACCCUGAGGGUGACCGCUUGAUGGAAGGUCAGCUGUAUUUUUAAAUAUGUUUUUGUUGUAAUCUUUUAACAAAGCAAAUUGACACUCUAAGUUACAGAAUCAUUUUUUAAAUGUUCAUUAAUACCAUUGAUCCUAAUUCUUGCUUAUGAUAACAGUUAUUGUUGUAAAUUAUAUCUCAUUCAUGGUUUUGUGUAAUAUUGUAAUUAUUCCUUUUGUUCUCUUUCGUCCUCUGCCUCGUUUAGUUCUCUGCUAGUGAGUAAAAGAAGUUGCUGUGUUUUCCUGCCUUUUGAUAGAAUAAAGUUUUUAUUCUUUAAAAUUAUUUGUUAUUCAACUGCUGUGGCAUUAAGCUUAAUUUGGUGUAAUUGUUUUUUUUUUUUUCAGAUGGAACUUUUCUGUUGGACAGCAUGAUGUCAGUUUCUUAGAAGCCCUUUCAAAAGAGAGUGAUAAUGGCCACUGUUCAGUUCAUGAUGAAGAAGUGUUUGCAGACUGGAGCCUUCGUGUGUCCAUACCUAAUGGUCUUGUAGCAGCAAUGGGCUCCCGUGGCUCUAAGCAGGCUGAAAUGGUACUUUGGAGUCAUCAGUUUGAUUCACCAAUAGCUGCAGUUUGGAGACUCAAUAGGGGAUUCAUUCAGCAAGUCAGUGUUCUUUCAGAGGAAGUAAUGCCAGAACUAGCUGAUUCCACUUCAUCAAAGAUGUUUCCACAAGGACCAGUGAUGUACAUAGGUGAUUUUACUAUUUCCUUUUUAUCAUUGAAGUAACGGAAAUUUAGAGGGCUGUACAUGCUACAGGUCACAAUUAAACCACUUAAUGUGUGUCUCUGUCCUAACAGUAUACUGACCCAUACACUGUAACUCAAAUGCUAACUUAAUGGGUCAUUUAGAAUGUCUAAAACAAAGUUCAGCCCCUUUCAAAACUUGUUCGAUUAUUAUAAUAAAUUGAUUAAUUGAUUAAAUUAACCUGCAAGUAGUUUUUAACAAACUUGCCUAAUGAAGGAUGAUAACAAAAUUAAUACACCUUUAGAUCUAGUAAUAUUAACCUGGUCUGGACCAAAUUGACCGAGGUUGAAAACAGAUUGACCUAAGAAACAAAUCAACCUACAACAUGUACAUGUAUGCAUUAAUGAUAACCUUUGAUAAAAGAUAAUUAUAAUAAGGAUUGUUAUUUAUUAAUUUCUUGUGCAGGGUUGUCAAGAUUAGCUGGCUGCCGGUGAAAAUUGCAGCCUACUUGGUUAUUAUCAGCCAGCUACCCUGCUUAGCAUUUCUUUAUGGAUGGCAUUUUAAAUGAAAUAUCCCUACUUUGACAACUCAGUCUAGUUCAAAACUUUCUGACAACCCUAUCGUGUAUAAAGCUGUAUCAAUGUGCUUAAGAAUACUUGUUUUUAUUGAUCACAUUGUUAAUGUGGCAAUAAGAAAAACCAAAUAUUCACUUUGAGAAAAAUCUGAAUAAUAGAGAGACCAUCUAGGUUGGAAAAAGGGAACCUGUCCUAAAAUAAGUAACUCUGACUAGCGAUAUCAGGAACUUUUAAGAGUAUUCUAGAUAUUGACACACAUUUUCUUUUCUGUAUACCUAAGGGAAACAUGAAGGCCAAGUCUAUAUUCAAACAUCAGCGCCUUAUAACCCCACUAGUGAAGCAGCAGCUAAAAUUGGUACAGUCAGCGGUAAUGAAGUGGCACAAAGGCCUCAACAAAUCACUUGGAAGCCAUAUCUUACAAGCUCACCAUCGCGAACACCAACUGUUGUUACUAAAGAUUUAGCUGUGUGGAAUCCUAUGGAGUAUCCAUUUGGUAGGCAUCAUGGGCUUAAUAGCUACUUGCUAUUGCAAUAUUAAAUUUGUGUUAAAAUUUGUUGAUGGUGUUUUUCACUCCCUCCUCUUUCUUAGCAAGUUUGAUUUGCAUUCAUUGUGUACCCCAGUGCAACUAAUCAUCUUUCAGUAGUCUUUUAAGAUUGCUCGAGUUUCCAGGGGUUUCAAUGAAAAUUGAAGUAGCCCACAGGUUUGAAAAAAGUAACUGACUGUAUCAAAAAGAGGCUUUUACUCCCCUUCUUGUACAGGGGGUCUGGGGUUGUGCACCCCUUGAAAAUUUGAAAAUUUCAAUGCCCUACGAUGCAAUUUCCACUAAUUGUCAAAUCCACACUCUGCUACUAAGUUCUUAUACAUGUGGCCUCAUUUUCAUAGUUGCAUACUAUAUUAUUAUUUCAGUAGCUAUCUAAUUCUUGCUACACCAGUAUAUUCUCAACUGGGCUCAUUGUUCCACACUGUAAGUGUUCCACUUUAAUCCACUGAAACCCCUAUCCACUGCUAUUGAAAUUUGAAGUCUUAGAACCAAAAAUAGUUUAGCACAAGCACUCAAGUUGUGAGUUACUAGUAUAGAUGGGCAAUGCAGCUAUAAAAUUAAUGGCUUUUUUUCUACAUGAAAUACCUACAGACAAUGGCUAUUACUUAUAUGGUGAGGUGAUGCCAGUGAUUCCGCCACAUACUUGUCAAAAAGACAAGCAGUUGUUCCCCAAGAAGAGCACUAUAAUUGACAAUGCUAACACCUCUUCAGAGACAACUAUUGAUCGGCCUGCUUCCUCUAUGCGGUGGUAAGUUGAUAAGAGUGUAUGUUUUUAGUCACACUCUUUUAAAUAUCCUCUCUUUGCGAUAGCGUGGCUGAAAGUGCAAAUAAGUAUUUUGAUGUUAAUAUAUAGCUUGAUUUUUAUAAAAGGCAACUGUAUAUUCAUCAAAAAAGUAAUUUAUUUGUCUUCAUGGCAAAAUAAUAAUAAUUAAUUCAUUUCCGGUACUUUAAAUUUGUGGAUCUACAGUUGAUAAAUUAUUCUCUGAAGUACUUUGAACUUGCUCCUGUUCAAAUGACAGGGGUGGAGGAAAAAUGUUCAGACUGUGACAAAUGUUAUGUCUUCCUGAAGUUCAGUUCACUCACAAAACAAACUUUGAUGUUAAAAUAGGAGAGCUACCUGAUAAGUACUAGUUAUUUAAAUGAACCUUUACACUCAGUAGUUCUUAUCUGGAAGUGUUUGUCAUCACUGCAGGUAUGCUGCUGUAUUUGUGACCUUUGCUACUGCUGUUGUGGCUCAAGUAUUGCUUCAUGUCCUUAAUGGACCCAACAAGAAAAAGGUCAGUUGUCUCCAAAUACACAUCUAAUUACCAGUAUGUUAAUUGCUAUUCCAUUUUCACUUUCACACUUCCUAUUAUGGUCAUGACAUGUACAUGUAUCUUGUCCAUUGUGAACAAAACUACUGCUAUACAUGUAAGUAGACAGGUCUAUCUAUUUAUUGUUCUUGCAAGAGCUAGCAAAAUUAAAAACCAACAGCCCCACAGACUCUAAAGAGUAUAUUUUAUAAUGAUUUAGUAAAUUAGUGAUAGUCCUCAGCUUAAAAGCUGUUAUUUAGAUGGUCAAUGAUUUUAUUAUACUUAAAUUCACAUGAUAUGGAUGUACGACCCAAUUACAACAUUGCAAACACCACAGGAAAGUACUAUGUACAUUGUUUUUUCCAUUUGAACAUUUAGAAUCUUCACAUAGUACAGUUCUACUAACUGCUGUCAGGUUGCAUGUCAGGUGCAAAGGGUGAAAGGAGAAGGGUGGACUAAUGUAAAAGGGCUGUCUUCCCAAUACCUCUCUCUUUUCUCUUCCUUGGACCCAUCUGUUUCGAUGCCUCUUACACAGGCUAAUUUCUAUAGCAGCCACAUUUAUAGAUUGUGUCAGUCUAUAAACUCUUAUGAUUGAACCAGCCUCAACUCAAGUUUUGACUCCAGGGUGCAAUUAAGUAUAAUCCCCAGUAAAAUAACAAUUAUUGUUACUGAUAUUGUGGUUGUCUGUCACUCUAACAUCACAGGGUGAAGCAGUAAAUUUGCAGUUGCAGAGGCUACCUUCAAACACACUAACAGCAACAUCAUCUACAGCCUCACUGGAAACAGUCAUGGUAAAGAUAUUUUUAUACAUGAUUAUCAAAACGUAAAUUUUCUCAUUACUGUACGUACUGAGUAAAUCAACUUUCUCUACCCUAACUCUGUUUAGGUAUGCAGGCAUUUUGCCUUUUAGUAGAAAAAUUUUAGAAAGCUGCCAAUGUUAAAUUAAUAUAUAAAUACUAUUUUACCAGGGUCAAUGUUUAAUGCCGCCAUUUGUCUCAUCUUUUUCUCAGGGAUCUUCCUCACCAACUACACCCAACUCAUUUGUGUCAAGGUAAAAAUGUUAAAUGUUUUCCUCAUGACUAUGCCAGCUCUAUAUUCUUCAUUCUGUACAACUUUAUUUACUUUGUAGUGACACUAAAUUAUUAAUAUAAUCAAUUUAAUAAAAAGCAGCUGUAUUUUGUGGUGAUCAGGAACCCAGUCCAUAUAAUAUUAUACUUUCAACACAAUUUAAGGUGCCCUGGUCAAAAAAUUUGACCUGGUAGCUCAUUUCUGCCUCAGAGCAAUUAUUUAUUUUUGAAAUUCCAAUAAUUAUUGAAAACAACUUCAAAGCUGAAUUUUGAAUGACUUUUAGUCAUGGACGUCUGCUGCAAUGAUUUCUCUGAAAUUUCCCCGGCACUCAAUUGUAACAAUAAAAACUGAUACCACAAAUUUCAGUGAACAGGAUCCCUUGAGGUAUUCAUGCAGCAUGAAUUGGUGUAUGUAAGGACUAUUUGAUUGAAAUUCAAAUUGACUAUUUGAACCUAUUGUGUAGUUCCAGAAAAUAUCCAGACCCCCACCACGGAGGGAAUUUCACUUAGGACCCCCCCACCUCCCUGGAUUUUCCAUUUUUGCAGGGAACUGAUGACCCCCCCACCCCUUCGGAAUUUCCACAAAUAUGACAAAGACCCCCCAACCCCUCUGGAAAAGUUCAUUUUCACGAAGAAAGACUAUUAAAGUAGAAGAAUGAGGCAACUUAUGGUUAGUACGUAACGGUUUCCAUCAGAAGCUUGUAUGCUUCUGUAUCCAUUUAUUUGAGUGAUCUCGCAACAUUAAAUCACACUACACCACCAUCUCCUUACUUUAAAUGAAACAGAGAAAGUUAACAAGUCGGUUAUAUUUGUGAAUUUACCUUAAUCAGGGCAAGCUUCGAUUUGUUAUUCGUCUCAUGGGCGUAAUGUUGAUAGAAUUAACGCCAUUUCGUGCGGGAAUGCAGAACAAGUCAAACUUACGAUCACAAAAUUAAUGCAAAACAAAGAGGAGAAUAAAAACUCUGAAUUCGGAAAUGAUAACAAUGAAUACCCCCUGCAUCUUGAAGAUACUUGAAGGGAAACCAAGUUCAAUUUACUGUUUUUCGAUCGACUGAUGCGACGUGAUGCGCGAUCGCCGUAAUAAAUGUUUGGUGAAAUCGACACCAUUUCAGCGAGAAUUCGAUCAAGAACAUGCCACACGUUCAACUACAAAAUUAAGGGAAAAUGAAAAGGAGAAUAAAAACUCUUCAUUCUAAAAUGGUUACAAUGUAUAGCUUGUGCUUCGUGAGGCAAAAUUGCCACUCUUCUGAUCUACCGAUCGACUGACGCAACGUGUUGUGUUGCGUGAUGUGUUGCAUGCGUUGAUGUUUUGGGGAAGACUGGUAACGAGUAAUGGCGGCCGAAUAAUACGAGCAUGCGAUAAAACGACUUGUAGUCGGUCUAAUUCCUUUAAAAUUACAUCCAAAACGCUUUUGGAAGAAAGGAAACCUGGUUAAGUUUAAAAGGAACAAUCUUAAGUGAUAUAUUUCAAGUUAUUUAUGUCCUAAAAAUGAUCUACCAGGUCGGUAAGAAGCAAUGUUCGAUCUCAGGUCGAAAACAAAAUGAUAUUGCCCCCCUGGAAAGUGAUUUUAUGGUCCAACCCCCCUCCCUUCUGGAAUUUCCUGGGCCUCUGACCCCCCCACCCCCCUGGAAUUUCCAAUUCCCUCCGUGGUGGGGGUCUGGAUAUUUUCUGGAACCACACAUUUCACUCUUCGAGGCUCGAAGAGUGAAAUAUAUUUCGAGGAUUUUAAAACUUCUAUAACAUUUUUAUUUUUACAUUUUACAUUUCGUACACGUGCAUUGAAUGUGGUAAUGAUGUGAUGUCUUAUUUUACAAGUAGUUUAACCCAUUCGCCCCUGAACCGCCCGUAACCGCCCGUGCGGAUCCAGGUCCUUUCUACCCUUUGUGACGUCAUCAGUUUUAACGGUCAAGGACAACUUUCUUCGCACACGUGUGCAGAGUGAAGAGAUCUUUCAAACCAUACCAGAAUGAGCACAAUUCAGUCAAGGACACCGGAGAAAGAAGCAAAAAACCACGUGACAAGGACCUGAAAAUCUCCAUGAAAAUCUUGUUCCAUUACCCACCUACCUUUCCUUUCACCUAAUCCUAAGAUCCUAAAAAGCUUUCCUAAAAACUCUUCCCACCAAAAUGAAGCCUACUAAAUGCCCAGCAAGAAAAAAAAAAUGAGGCAAGAAAAGAAAAAAAAAAGGGAGGAGAGAAAGCGAAAAGUAAAAGUCAAGACUGCUGUGUCACUUUUAAACCCAAAAACUAUCUCGAAAUUUUGCUUUCUGCGCAUGCCCGAACUUCGCAAGCUGAUAUUUUGCAUCUGGAUCAGAAGGCCGCCAAGUGUACGACCUGUAAACCGGUUUGUGGUAAGUUUUAGCUCUUUAUAGCACGACAGUGACCAGAAAACCACUUGACUAGCUUCAAAACGCGUUUUUCGGCAAAAUCUCCAGGAGCGAAUGGGUUAAGCAGAGUACCAAGCUUUUUGAAAAAAAUCCACUUUUCAGCAUAAAACAACCAAAUCUGUCUAUUUCAUGUAAAAUCAGGUGAAAAAGUUGGUAAAAGGCCAUUUUUAGGUUUUUUGAUUAACCCAUUCGCCCGUAACCGCCCGUGCGGAUCCAGGUCCUUUCUACCCUUUGUGACGUCAUCAGUUUUAACGGUCAAGGACAACUUUCUUCGCACACGUGUGCAGAGUGAAGAGAUCUUUCAAACCAUACCAGAAUGAGCACAAUUCAGUCAAGGACACCGGAGAAAGAAGCAAAAACCCACGUGACAAGGACCUGAAAAUCUCCAUGAAAAUCUUGUUCCAUUACCCACCUACCUUUCCUUUCACCUAAUCCUAAGAUCCUAAAAGCUUUCCUAAAAACUCUUCCCACCAAAAUGAAGCCUACUAAAUGCCCAGCAAGAGAAAAAAAAAAUGAGGCAAGAAAAGCGAAAAAAGAAGGGAGGAGAGAAAGCGAAAAGUAGAAGUCAAGACUGCUGUGUCACUUUUAAACCCAAAAACUAUGUCGAAAUUUUGCUUUCUGCACAUGCCCGAACUUCGCAAGCUGAUAUUUUGCAUCUUGAUCAGAAGGCUGCCAAGUGUAUGACCUGUAAACCGGUUUGUGGUAAGUUUUAGCUCUUUAUAGCACGACAGUGACCAGAAAACCACUCGACUAGCUUCAAAACGCAUUUUUCGGCAAAAUCUCCAGGAGCGAAUGGGUUAAGUUAUUCGAACACAUUCCUAGUCUUGGCAUUUACGAUUUCUCAAAAAUAUAAUAAUAUUGUUACCAAUAUUAUUUGUGUCAUUAUAAUCAACGUGAAAAAAUAGUAGUAUUAUAAUAAAAUUAUUUGAUGUAUUUUCUCACAGAUACCUAUCUGACUUUGAACAUGAACUGUGUUUGGGUAAAGGUGGUUUUGGUUUAGUGUUCCAAGCAAAGAACAAGCUGGAUGACUGUCAGUAUGCCAUCAAAAGGAUUCAUUUACCCAACUGGUAAGAGCUGUCAACUACAGGUACAUGUAAAAGUUGCUUAACUUGUCUCUGCAUGCUACUUUUUAAAGAACACAUCUUUCUGUCGAAGUGUAAGCUUCUGUAUGGGUAUUUUCACGAUUGUCAUAAUUUGAUGGAGUGACAAUCUUAGAGAUUAAAGUGAAGAUCACAUUGAUAAAAUAUUAGUCUGUAAUGACGGCAAAGAAACCAGUCAAAAAGUGAGCUGCACAUUCAGAGUUUUUUGUUUUGCCUAUUUCCUUGUUUCUAUCAUCAUUGUGGUUGCGAGCAACUCACAAGGUGCAUUACCAUGCAGAACAGUGCUUGGUAUGUGACGAUUUCUCCUGAAAACCCAACAAUUUGAUGGAAAAUGUGCAAUGAAAUCAACAUCUGCGGGUACUUGUACCUGUACAGAGGCUUAAAUGUUUGUGGUUGUCUAAUUGAUUUGUUUAUUAUUGUUGUUUUUGUUUGUAAAGUGAUGAAGCAUUAGACAAAGUGAAACGGGAGGUGAAAGCUUUAGCCAAGCUGGAGCAUCCUCAUAUUGUGCGGUAUUACAAUUCAUGGUUUGAGGCGCCUCCUGUAGGCUGGCAGGAAGAACUUGAUAUGCAGAUGCUUGAACAAGGGUAUGUACAGUGUAUGGUAUAAUGAAACAUUGUUGCUACUACAGUAUAAUACAAAUUUAAAUUGCCACCUCAAGGAAAAAAACCAAUUAUUAGAAUGAUAAACUGCAAUUUCUUUAACAAAAAGAAAAAGUGGAAGCAAUGAUUCCUUUCAUUCUUGCUUUCGGUCCUCUGGAUACACCGAAGUUAUUGUAGAAACUUGCAAUACACAGACGGCUUAAACCAUUUAGUUCUAGUAGUUUAAUUUAUAGUUCAAUUAGCAGCUACUAUUUAAACUUAAACCAAAAUAAUGCCUACAUCCGUCACCACAAAGAUACUGGUAUUAAAACCCAUGAAAUUACAUGACUGUAUCUCUGGAAAAAGAACAAAUCCAGAUUAUCUAGUUUAUUUAUUUGUUUACUUCUUUUCAAAAGGUCUUUCUGUGGAUUACCUUCAGAAGUUCCAUCAUUUAAUUCAGGAAUUAUAAUGAAGGCACCAUCUACAGAACAACUCUUGGAACAAAAUGGUAAGUCAAACACUUACGACUGUGUCAUAAAGUGUGAUUGUUAUUUUGUUGAUAAAAGGUUGCCCACAGGAAAAACUCUUGAUUAUGGUCAACAGAUAAAUUCUACAGUCAAGUGCUUUGUGAUGCUGUUAGUAGUUAAUAAUAUUGUUGUCUUAGUUUGCAAUAAACCAGGGGUCAAUUUAAUAAAACUAUUACAAUUGAAAUUUACAGUUCACUGCAGUAGCUAUUGUUUUUAGACACUAAAUCAAUUGGCCUUGUAAAUAAUUUGCCCUUUUAAUAUAUUGACCCUUGUGUCUGAUCCCCUUAUUAAAAGUUUCAACUUUCUCAUCUUAGGAACAAUCUUACUAAGGGAAGCAGGAAAUAAAAUUGGCCAAGGAUUAUGACUUCAUUAUUGUUUGGAAAGGCACAUUUUCAGAAAAUGUAAUUGAAAAUGAGUAAGCAUAACAUCAUAAUAUCCACCAACCCUUUUACAUUGCAGGUGUACAGGAGGACAAAUUUACUAGAAGAAGGAAGAAAACAAAUUCUGGCUGCCGAUCAAGACAUUCUUCAUUUAAUUCAAAUAAGGAUGAAGACUACAUUCAUGACAGUGUAAAUGGAGAGAUUGAUAUCCACCAGUUAGAGAAUGAAGCGUUCAUAGAGGGACAUGAAGUCAGUGAUUCCUUUAGUAUAGAAUUUGAAUCCUCAAGGAAUAACAGACAUUCAAAUUUGCCGAAAACUGGAAUCUAUACUAACUUUAAAGAAGACAGUGCAUCUAACAGCAUUGUGUUCAGAAGUUCAGAUUCAGGCCAAAUUCAGGUUGGUGCAGACAUAUUUAAUUCAUUAUUAUUUACCUAAUUCUGUAAAAUACUUUAACCUUCAUUCGUUAUGGAAACAUUGUUUGUGGACAGUAGUCAGGCCUUGAAAAAAGUCCUGUUCAGUAGGAAAAUAGGUUUUCUUGCUGGGCAAGUAACUUUUAAAGUUCACCUGCAUGAUGGGCAAGGGUUAAGGCGAGCCAUCAUCCAACUAAAUCAUUAACUAAGAGAAGCAAGUAGUUGCCUAAUGGCCAAGCAAAACAUGAGAGAUGCUUGCGCAAAGGACAUGCUGGAAUUCAAGUGUUUUGGGGGGCCUGAGAAAUGGCUUAUGAAAAAACUUGUUAUUGCAGAUCACAUGAAGCAAAAGAUUCAUCACAAAAUGAAAUGGUAUGCGGGACACAAAUUUUGAAAAUGCUGAGGUUUGACUUGUGGGGUAAAGGAAGAGUGACAUGGAAUAACGAAAGGGUCAUUUGUCAGGAAAAAAGCCCCAAGUGAUCAUGACUUCUUAUGUUUCUUGUAAGGCAAAAGGAGAAUUAGCCAAGUUCGAACUCUGUUUACUUUGUAACAUAGUAAUGAUGGGGGGUGGGGGCAUUGGAAGUAAAUAAGAAUUGACAGUAUGAAUAAAUGUCCUACCAGUCUGGCAAGAUUAAUACAAUAGGGACUGUCUGAAGUAGUUGAUCUCUAAGCCAGAGAUACAUCAUGGAAGUUGUCAUAAGAAUUUAUUGUUAUUUUUUUAGGAUGGGAACAGUAUUGGAUCCUUGUCAUUAUCAAGCACUUCAGAAGACUCAUGUUCCAGGGAAACCUGCUCAUCAGAAGAAAUGCAUUUCACUUCCUCACAUCGCUCUCUGCUUUCAAGUAAUGUUUUGCUCUUUACAGAAUUAUUCAUUGUUUAUCUGACAUUUUCUUUCAAUUUAACAUAUUUUUUCUUGAGUGCUGCGGAUUUAUUCUUUAAAUCACACUCAUGACAUGCCAAAUAUCACAUUUUUCUUGUAUUUUUAAUUGUUCAUGUGUUUUUCCUAUGAUCAUUUCAGGGGAUAAACACAAGUGUCAAAAUGAAGACUGCAACGCCGAUAGACGGUCAGCGCCCCUAUACGUAUUUAUUCAGAUGCAAUUGUGUCAGCGUGAGAGCCUAAAGGACUGGCUGAAAGCCAAUCAAGAGCGCAACCACGUCUUCUGCCUUACAGUGUUUGAACAGGUUAUUGAGAAUUUGUGUUUACAUGUAAAUAGUAGAUACAUCAUGUGCAAGCAGAUUCAAUCCAUCCUAAAGUCUUUGUCUAGUUUAGCUUUCUUUAUGUAAAAGUACACGAUUUGAACUCCUUUUAAACUCGCUUUUGUUUAUUCAUUCCUUGAUAAUGGCAUCAUGAGGUCCUCAAGACGUCAGGACAAAUACGUCACUAGUUUUAACUUCUUCAUGUCUCUGAAAGUCAUUAACUUGCAUUAACAAGGAGUGCUAUUUAAUUAUAGGGAUCCAUAUUCAUUUUUUCUCACAGUUGUCAGUCGGGCAAGUAUGCCUGGUGGCAUACUUGUGCAGUUACAAUUUUGGUUACCUGGACAAAAGUGCAGAAUUAAUUAUUUAAAAGAAUAGUGAAAAAAUUGUGUGCAACUUGAACAUUCCUGAUAGCAUAUUUUUUACUUCCAUUAUUGGUAGUAAGAAAGACAGUGUGCUUACGUUUUCCCCCGUAUAAGGCAGUGGCUCCUGCAUCACUUUUUUAUUUCCGUCGAAGGUAGUGAAACGUCUUCUAAAAGAUGUCACAUCUUGUUGCGUAUAAGGCACCAGCUUCUGCUUCACCUUUUUUUUUUUCUGCUGAAGGUGACGAAAUGCCUUCUAAAAAAUGCCACAUCUUGAUAAGUGCUGUCACGUUUUCUACAAAUGGCCUCUAAAUGCAGCACUUCACAAAAAACUGAGCCUGCGAUCAUUUUGCAGAAAAAACUGCACCGUCAUCUUAUCGUUGGUAUGAGACUGUAGUCGUCUUGGACGACUGGGAGUAUGGAUCCCUGUGAUUAUGUGACUUCUUAGAUUGAGUGAUUAUUCAUAUUUCAUAUUUGGUUUGUAUCAUUAACCUAAAUUUGUGAAGACUUUAUGUUUAAUACUUCUGGCAACUACCACAGUGCUCCAGGGUUUUAGUUUUGUACCCAAGGAAAAUAAAAUAUGGCUCCUAAAACUUCACUGGGCUUACUAAAUAAUUAUUGGAAUAAGAAAGGAAGAAAAAUAAAUUUAUUUUGACUGAUAAUUUUUGUAAACAUAACUCCAGCCUGUAUUAGUGCCAUGCUAAUAUUACUUACUGAAAUGAGUCUUACUCAAAGUGAACUCUUCAGUAUUCAUUUCAUUAAUCCCUGUGUACUUCAUUACAUUUAGUUUCAGUGUUUCGUAUAUAUUAGCUUUAGCCACUGGUUGUUAAAGGUUGUUUUGUACUGUCGUACAGAUUCUGCAUGCUGUUGAGUACUUUCAUGGUAGAGGACUUAUGCACAGAGAUUUAAAGGUAUUAAAGUCAAUAAUUAAAAAUAGAAAUUAAUUUUAUUGUACCCCAUGGGUACAAAGAAGUGAAUAAUUUAUUCCAUUGCUUUUGUGUUUUAUCUUUUGUUUCUAAAAAUAUUUUAACUUUCAAUUGUCACCUUUUUUGUAUGGCAGCCAUCUAAUAUCUUCUUUUCUAUGGAUGGGUCUGUGAAAGUGGGUGACUUUGGUCUGGUGACAGCUCACACAUCAGAAAAUAACAUGGACAGCCCUGUGAAAGGUACAUCACUGUAACUAAAUCAUUGGUCUGUUUUUUAUUUUGGUUUAGGUAAGAACUUGAGCCCAAGAAAGACUCUCAUCAAGGCUCCGUUUCACUUUUUUAUCUCUUAAACUCUUAAACUCUUAAACUAUUGUGGAUUGGCUUAGUUCAAGUUAGACUUCAUUGUGUCAAAGCAAUAUUUUAAGUUUGUUUCAUUAUCUUCAAUUAACCAAAAAGAGAAGAAAGUGCAAACGAAAGAGGCGUGGUGCCUUACAAAUUCAAAGUUUCACCAGAUGAGGGUGCUUUUGGUUUCUGGAGCUCCUGUCAAAAACCAAUUUUAAUUGCUUUAAUUAAUUUUUUGUGAUCUACUUCAUUGUCCAUUUGCUUCGACUUCAUACAGACUAGUAAUCCUGAUAAACUGUGUGUGUGUGUUGCAUUGGAGUACAUGUAAUAUGUAGCAUGGAAAUAAUAUAAGCAUAGUAUAUGCCAUCCAGACAACUUAUCGGUAACAAUAUAACAACUCUAAAUUAAAAAUUAGCAAAUCUCUCAGUUCAGUACACAUGAUAUUUUUAGAGGGGCUACUUCUCAAGUGGUGAAAGCUCAUUAUUUUUGUUACUUUCCCUUGAGUUGAUCACAAUAACCUUUUUUUGGCUUCCCAACAACUGCUUUUUAUUAAGAGUUUUCAUUUAUGAUGUUAAUAGGAAUUUAAAAAAUGUGUUGUACGAUACAUCAUUAUUUUUUUCUCCAGUUGUUUGCCUUUCUGCAUGAUGUAUUGAUUUUACAUUCUUUAUUGUUAUCCUUCAAAGGAUCUUUUAUAGAUGACAUAAACCACACAAGUCAAGUGGGAACCCAACUUUACAUGAGUCCUGAGCAGGUAAUAAAUAUUAACAAAUGAGGUCUACCUUCUUCUAUCUUCUACAAUACACAUAAACAGUAUAAUUAUUAUUUAUUUACAGAACAACAAGACUGUGGGACACAGUCAAAAGCGACAAUACUACAAAAUUUGAGACCUUUUGAGACUAUGAUUGUAUUUAUUUUGCAAAGAACAACAGUUGUUUACUAAUAAAUUUCCAACCACCCUAUAUUCCUUAAAACAUGUUAAUACAAGUUUUAAGGGGAUCUACAACCCAAACAUAGAGGAGAUUCUGGUUGCAACCUUUCUGACGGUUUGGCAUUAAACCAAAAUAUCUGGAUAUUUUAAGGAAUGACACAUUGACAUUCUCUGGUUGUAUCGGUUUUUAUAGGUAGAAAAGUUGUGACAAAAACACUAUGUAGAUUGUGUUCAUCAAACUGAGUGAAUCUGACGUUCUAUCUGUAAGGCAUAAUUCUAACUGAUCAGAUGCAAUACUUUUAAUUCUUCAAAUCUCAGAUGGAGGGAAAAGCAUAUUCACACAAAGUGGACAUCUUUUCACUGGGGCUCAUCUUUUUUGAACUGUUUUGUCCAUUUAGUACACAAAUGGAGAGAAUUAAGGUAAAAAUUUGCUGAAAAAUAUUAAAUAUUUUUAUUGAUUUGUUACUAAUAGAGUGGUGGAUUGAAUGGCAGCAAGCUUAAGAGAGCUAUAAAAAACAGUGACAAAAAUAAUUUAAUGAGGUUUUUGUGGUGCCUGAGAUAAUCAGGGUUUGCUAACCAUGACAGCAAGAUAGAGUAAUCUUACCUUCAUAACCACUGUCUUAUAUGAAGCAGACUGAUCAAGGUUUUGUUUGUACUGUGUGUUGUCAAUAAUAUUUUUUCAAAAUGAGAAUUGAAAAUGAGAUUCGUCAGGUUCUUGUUCCCAUGGUAGCACAAUGCCAGAAACACUGUUAGUCUUGAAGACCGCAAGCAAUAAGAAAACCAUUUUUUGUUGGACUGGGCUUGUUUGCUCCAAAUUGUUGGCAAUACAGACUACAUGUCUCAAUGGAACAAGACUCCUCCUUGGUGAUUUCACCCUUUAUUUUCUUUACUGCACUUGCUCUUUCUUUCUUGCUCCUUGAUCCUCUGUAUUCUAUGACUUGUUAGGUGAUGUGUGGUGUCAAACAGAGGAACCUUCCCACUGAAUUUGAAGCAAAGAUGCCUCUUCAGGUAUGUUGCUAACAGCUAACCGGUCUCUUUUGUUUGGUCUCUCCCACUCUUUGCUCUAGUAUGGUUGAAUAAGACCUUUUUUCUGAAAAGAAUGUGCAGUUUGGGGUGGAAUGAACAGUACAGUUACGUUUUAAAACUGAAAGUGGCUUAACAGAGAUCCUUUCAAGGAAUGAAAAAGGGCAACAUAUGGUCGCCUGGAAUUUUCUUAGUACUGUGUUGUUAUUGAUUUAUUUCAAUUUGUAUUUUCCUUUAGUCACAACUUGUUCAAUGGCUUGUAUCAGCUACUCCCAAGGCAAGACCAAAUGCGACAGAAGUGAGAAAUAGUGACAUACUGCAGCAAAUCCGUCGAAGUGUUUCUUAAAAUUACUCUGUCAGUAGCCAUCCUAGUAGUGCACUCCCAGAGUACAGAGAGAAGGUGAUAAAACACGUGCUAAGUAUGUAUACAUUGUAGGGGAUGGAAUAAGUUAUAGUGUUGUGGUAGGUCUCAAUUUAGCGUUUCAUUGAUCAAUAGUUCAAUGAUGGACGGCAGCAAAUAUUCAGUAGAAGGAAUUGAAACAGGAAAAUAUGCAAACUGUACUGGAUGUACCAUGUUGCUAUUUGUCACGCCAAUUUUUGGAGUGUUAUUUUGGUGUGGCAAAAUAGUAAAUUAUUGACAUUUAAUGUAUUGUGUUUUGAGGAGCAAAAUAGUUUUUGAUAAAGGAAGAGAUACCUGUCACUAGGCAGAAUAGCUGUAUUUUAUAGACAUUUUUUAAAAUGUAUCAAACACUUUACCAUGUCUCUUCUGACAUGGUGCAGUCUAGUAUUUUUUUAAACUGACUGUGAAGUGUCUGGAUAACAGGUAAAACACUGUUUGGAGUAUAUAUAUGACAUAGUUGUUCAAAUGAACUAAUUCUUGAAGAUGUUGAAAACCACAGUUGGUAAAUUGUUAUCACAAUUAUCGUCUUUCUAAAUCUUCUUCACGUUAUUGAUGCGCUUUAUUCUCUCUUUAUGACUUGUACAUAAGUUUGAUAAAGAAAAACUGCCGUUCAUUCUUGGGACAAAGUUGAAUAAUUCUAGUAAGGUACCUUGUAUUUUGUGGGAAGGUUGUUUUUCAAACUCGUGACAUUUUUUUUUUCGAACUCUGCUAGAAGUAUCCCAUUCGCUUGUUAAGUUCGUUAUUCAUAGAAUUUGAUGUAUUAUGGACUUUUUGUAUCAUAAAAAAGAAAUGUAGAUAGGACUGUAAUUAGAUUUUUGAAACUUGUAUUAUUUAUUUUGACAAAGG